AGUCUGAGAUAUCCCUUCUCCGUUCUCGCGGUACCAAGAGUAAAGCUGGGCUGCCACAGUCCCAGAACGGACGCAGUCAGACACCUAUAUGAGAUUGCCAAGCUCUGUAACAUAGCCCAGUUGUCGUCCAGAAACGCCGUUGUAGAGGCUGCUACCUCUUUGUUCAAUUCUCACGUACCUACCUAUCUGUCAUUUAGUUUUUUACUCAAAAUCGAAAUUAUAAAAAUAACCGUGAAUUUCGUUCUCAUUCGUGCUUCGAAUUUAUUUUAUUCGUGAAGUGCAUUCCGCUUUUACCCAAGUGAGGAGUUUCGAAUCUUCCGUGUUCUUCAGAUCUUCAGAUCUUCAGAAUGGCAGGUUUGAGAAAUGCCUUAGGAGCUCACGAGCUUACAGAUAAAAAAGGUGGAUUGUACCGAGCACUCUUUGCGGAGUUCUUGGGGACGUUAUUCCUUAACUUUUUUGGAUGUGGUGCCGUUGUCACAGGUGAUGUUGUGGCCAUAAGUUUGGCCUUUGGAAUAGCAGUUGCUGCCGCAGUGCAGGCUGUUGGACACGUAUCAGGUGGACACAUAAACCCUGCUGUUACAGUUGGGAUGCUCGCUAUUGGCAAGGUACCAGUGGUUCGAGCAGUUCUAUACAUAAUAUCGCAGUGCGCGGGUGCCAUUGCUGGAUCAUCUUUUUUGAGAGCCCUUUCAACUGAAGAAAAUUUCCUUGAACAAAGACUGGGGGCAGUCAGUCUAAGCAAAAUUACAGCUGUGCAAGGCUUUGGAAUCGAAUUCUUCCUUGCUCUAGUCCUCGUCGUCGUUGUCUGCGGCGCCUGCGAUUCAGGGAAACCUGAGAGCAAAGGAAUUGCACCCCUGAUUAUUGGCCUCGUAGUGGCAGCCUGUCAUCUUAUUGCAGUGGACCGAACUGGACCUGGAAUGAACCCAGCGAGGUCAUUGGGGGCCGCUGUGGCUAACGGAAAGUAUGAUGACCAUUGGCUUUAUUGGGUUGGACCUAUUCUUGGAGGAGUUGCAGGUGCCUUGAUUUACACUCAUGCACUUGGUGCAGCGAAGGAACAGGAACUUCCGAGAUCUUAUGCAACCGUGGACACGGAAGAGAAGGAGCUCCAACGGCUCAACAGCAAGAAGGGCACUCCACCUGCUUGAAGCUUUAACUACAGUUAAUCUGCUGCAUCUUUAUUUACGUACCUUUUAAUCGGGCAUAACCUGCAUGCUCCUUUCGUCCGCCCAUUCAACUUCCUGGAGAAGACUUCUUCCAGGUUUUACACAUCUUACGAAGAAUUCUAUUUAAAUUUAGGACUAAAGAUUUAAUACGACAAAAUCGAUCUUUACAUAAUUUUUCAUAACCAUCCCUGUCACUCCUAAUUAAACUGCGAACUUCCCUAAGCAUAUCAAUGCACAUAUAAUACUUGUUCUCUAGAUUUGAAUCAGUGGGAACUUACUGAUUCAAAUUUUGAGAUUAUAUAGUUCUAUAGUGCAGAGAUGCGUUUCUUUCCAUGUUUAAGAGCAAAAUGAAUAUUUUUUAUAUAAAAAUAUAUUAAGUGAUCUUAAAGAAAUUGAUUGUAUUACAUUUGUAUGAAAAUUGCGCUCAGUUUUGUGAAAAAAUAGGAUUUUUCAAAACUAUUGAUUGAAACUAUUUAGCAAUAUUUCGGUCAAAUUAAUGAUCUAUCUUUGCCUUUGAGAACUAUAAUGUCUUAAAUCAAUUAAGUAAAUGAGUAUACGCAUAUAUUUUAUUCAUCUGUAUUAAAAUAUAUAAGUAAUUAUUUAAUUUAUGUAUAUUUUUAUAUUAACAUAUAAAAACAGCUUCAUACUCCAAAUGCGUGAAUUUUACAAAGGAAACGAUCAAUAAAACGUUUCCCUUUCAGUUUAAGCCACAUCAAAGCAGAGCCAUCUUGUGAUGGCUCUUUAAGUUAUACUGUCAACAGUUAUAGAUUUUUUCUGUAGCCUAUUAUCUACCGGAAAAUAACAUGCGACUUUUAAUUCAAGCCACUGUAAAUUUAACCUCCUCAUUGAUCUGAAUGUGCACAUUAAUGUACCAGCUGACUGCAUGAGAGUGAUCUCCAUAAUUAUCAGCUGCUUAAUCAUUAAUACUGGAUUCAUUUUGUAUUUCUUUGACAAUGCAUACAUUCAACCGUACAUCUCCUAUCGAUAAUUUUCGUUAGAAUAAUAUUUAUAAUUAGAGGAUCGACUAUUGUUUUACUUCGCCAUAGUCUAAGUUUAGUAUUAUAUUUAUGUCAGAUUAAAUGUAUGUUACAGUGUGACGUUCUAUGCAUAAUAAAAGAGAAAUACUUUGUACAA
Molecule: messenger RNA, 2294 nt
Organism: Belonocnema kinseyi
Lineage: Eukaryota; Metazoa; Arthropoda; Insecta; Hymenoptera; Cynipidae
Product: aquaporin
Exons: 5
Coding region: 348-1142 (264 amino acids)
Biological process (GO): transmembrane transport
Cellular component (GO): plasma membrane
Molecular function (GO): water channel activity
Source: RefSeq, a predicted model, not a curated record